AAGGCAUUGAAAACGAUGGAUAUUAGCGCAUAAUAUCCAUGGCAAAAUGUCCACAAUAAGACAAAGCCAUCUCAGAUCGCUUCUAUCAUGAUCAAUUUACCUUGGCCGCUGAGCUUGUCUUAUUCAUUCAACUGCUGAAUCAGACAAACGCUCCGGCAUCCCGACAUGUUCAGCUCAAAAUGGUCGAUCAACGCUCCCUGUGCGUACGACUGUAAACAGCUGUGAUAAUUCGUGAUCCAAAAGCUGUUUGCCCUAUCAUUUACAGUCCAUCUACUGUAAAAUAUUCCAUAGCAACUUCCGUUCGAUUGUAAAUAAAACUUGCUCUCGGUCACCCUACUGUAAAUAAGAUUGAUACUAUUUGUUUAAUAGGUUUUGAAUUUCAAAAUGGCAAAUGUUGUACCACAGUCUAUUCACUGUAUUUUAAGUUGCACCUGUACUAAUGACUUAUAGCAGAGGAUGUCUUUUACAAUAGUAUAAGAAUUAUGGAAAGUAUUUGUUCCUCCGUAUAAAAGCUUUAACCUAGCCUUUUAUUUGUGGUUCUAUCUUAGUGUUUCAUUCCACCGUGAAACGAUGAUCCUGGUGGUUAGCAUUCUGUUGAUCACUGAUUUAGCAUGUGUACUUGCGAAAAAUGUGACGACUUCUACCAGUGCUGACGGUUUUAGUGGAAGUAUUCGGCAUCACGUGGUAGGUGGAGGUGAUGCUGGUCCGACUCCAUAUCAGGCAUCUCUCCAGAGGCAUGGACACUUUUGCGGAGGUGCUAUCAUUGAUCGACGGUGGAUCCUAACGGCUGCACAUUGUUUAGCUGAUGUGCUUCCUAGUGAACUGAAGGUCGUAGUUGGGACCACCCAACUGAGCAGGGGAGGCUUUCGAUUCAACGUGAAUAAAUUGAUUCAGCAUCCGCAUUACGAUAGGGAAAGAGUGAUCAACGACAUUGGCCUGGUUAGGAUUUGGGGGAUAUUUUUGUGGAUCCCAAAGUUGGUAGAACGGAUUGGCAUCUCUAAAGAUUAUGUGGCCGGCGGCAAGGAAGCGAUACUGAGUGGUUGGGGUGGUACUAAGCAGAGUGGAGCACAGUUAUCUGAUAAGUUACAAUUUAUUUUACUACGGGUUAUUGGGGAGGAACAGUGCAGGUCGAAACUGGACUUCAUUGGAGACGGUCAUAUCUGUACUUUUACCAAGGAGGGGGAGGGUAUUUGUGGGGGUGAUUCGGGCAGUCCAUUGGUGAGUGAAGGCAAGGCGAUUGGUGUUGCUAGUUUCGGACUAGGUUAUCGUCCUUACAAAACCUGUGCUGCUGGCCUGCCAGAUGGAUUUAGCAGAGUGUCUCAUUAUUAUGACUGGAUAAAGGAUAACAUACGACGAAAUGUUCUUGGAAUUUUCGGAUGAGAAAUGAACGGAAAUAUAAUUUUGUCAAACUUGUA
Messenger RNA from Topomyia yanbarensis, 1415 nucleotides. Its product is annotated as chymotrypsin-2-like. Lineage: Eukaryota; Metazoa; Arthropoda; Insecta; Diptera; Culicidae. The record is from RefSeq and is a predicted model, not a curated record. The transcript is spliced from 3 exons. Gene Ontology annotation, molecular function: serine-type endopeptidase activity. The coding region runs from base 571 to 1380 and encodes 269 amino acids. Gene Ontology annotation, biological process: proteolysis.